AUGGAGGGCUCCGUGGUUACAGAGAUCUUUGUGAGUAGAGACGAUGGGAAGCCCAAACUACGACAGAAACUGCCAACACGAACGCGGCAGGUGGUGUGCGCGUCCUACCACGCCUGGCACCCCUCCGGGCGGAGCUUCCUAAACGUGCAGAAUGAACGCGUGAAGCAAGUGGCCUGCGCUGGCUCGACUGCCGUGUUGCUCCUGGAGAAGGGCUCCGUCAAGUGGUGCCGCAUCAUUUCGGAGGACGCCCCGACCCAACGCCUGAGCGAGCUGCCUGCGCAGACGAUCGCGAGCAUGGGCAAGAUCAAGGCAGUGGCCUGCACUGACGCCCACGUAGUACUACUCACCGAAACGGGUGCGGUCUAUCAGUUCAGUUCGGUGGUGACGAGGAGGACGCCCAAGCCCGUCCUCGUCAUUCCCUCGGGGGUGACCCAGCUCGCUGGCUCGGUCUACAUCUGUGCCGCCCUCACCUCCGCCAACGAGAUCUACACCUGGCAGCCCGCCGGGGGUGUUGCCAAGCCGGAGAAGGUCAACCUCGAACUCGCAUCGGGCAUCAAAUCGAUCGCGUGCGGGUCUUACCACAUGGCCGCCAUCACUCACGAUGGUCAGCUCUACACCUGGGGCACGAUCAUGCACCAGCUUGGCCCAGAGAAGGACCAGCUGGUGCCCCGGAGGGUCAUGGAGCUGGACGGCCGCGCCGUGGCCAGCGUCUCCUGUGGUGCCACCCACACCGCCUGUGUGACGGAAAUGGGUCGCCUGUACACGUGGGGAGUGGGCGAGUGGGGAGCGCUGUGUCAUGGCGACGUCGAAGAUCAGCCGGCUCCGCGCCUCGUCGAGGCGCUUGAUGGCGUGACCGUUGCGCAAGUGGCCUGCGGCUGGCAUCACACCAUUGUCGCAGUCAGUGUCGGCACGGAUCCGAACAAGACGCGCCUGGCCAAGGAUAUCUCGUCGCUCCUCGACCCGAACGGAACCGAAAACUUCUCCGACGUGACCCUCGUCGGUGCAGAGGGCGCGCGCGAGUUCCGGUGCCACAAGAUCGUGCUCCACCGAUUGCCCGUUCUCAGGCGGCUGAUCAAGGAAAGCAGCGCAGGUGGUGAUGACGGCGCUCUCCGCCUGAAGCUGGACGGCGUGCCCGACCACCUGCUGGAGCACGUCGUUGAGUGGCUCUACGGCCAGCCGCUCUCGGCCGAGCUCUCGCUGUCGGUCCUGGUCCAGCUGGCCACCGUGGCCAAGCGCCAGCUCGGCUCGGCGCAGCUGCAGCAGGCCUGCGAGUCGACGUUCGGCAUGGGUCUCAACUGCGUCAGCGUGUGCCAGCGCCUUGAGGACCUCGCCUCGUUCGACGUCGACGAGCGCGAGCAGGGGCGGCAGCAGGCGGCCGGCGACGGCGUCGACGCCGACCUGUCGCACCUGCAGCUGACGGCGACCGACCUCAGGGGCUUCUACGAGCGCUGCUUCACGCUGAUCGCCCGCAACUGGGAUCUGCUCAAGAAGGACCGGCAGCCGGAGCUGCGCAGCCUCGAGGCCCUGGCGUGCAAGCACUCCCCUCGCGUCGCCGCCUUGCUCAAGGGCGACACCCGUGCAGCCGCAGCCGCAGUUGCCGAAGCGAAGCAAAGCGAUGCGCAGGCCGAGGCCGAGCAGGAGGCAGCCACCGAUCAGGAGGACAACGAGGAAGACGGCCUGGCCGACUCACUGCUCAAGUUUGUCGACAACCCACUCUACUCGGACGUCAAGCUCGUGGUGGAGGGCCACCCCGAGGUCCACGCGCACAGGGCCAUCCUGUGUGCGCGGUCGUCGUACUUCCGCGCCAUGCUGACGCUUGGCAUGCGCGAGGCCACCGACGGCGUGAUCCAGAUCCGCGACUUGUCGCGCGAGACGCUUAUGGCCGUCCUCCGCUACAUCUACGCUGCCGAGUACUACCACCCCUCCCUGUUGGCCCACCCGCCCGAGCUCGACGAGGAGACGGUGGUGCAGCUGCUGAUGGCUGCUCAUCUAUACGGACUUCUCUCGCUUCAGGAACGCCUCGAAGCCUUCAUCGAGCAGGGGCUGACCAUGGAGAAUGCGGGCUAUUUCCUGGCGAUCGGCCAUCGCUACGAGAUCCAGUACCUGCAGGUCCUCGUGUCGAACUACAUGAUCCAGAACCGAGGCGAAUUCGCAUCGGAAGAGGGCAAGCAGGCGCUGGCGGCCCACCUGACGCCCGAGCAGAUCGAAGAGUUCAGGCGAAAGAUCGCUUGCGCGGACAAAUGUAUCGUGCAUGACCUCCACCGCAAUCACGCCGCCCUCUGGCUCGUGUGCCGCUUCACGAUCGAGGCGCGCAACGAGGCCGACCAGGUCCCUACGUGCGGUGGCGAGCGGUUCGAGGUGAAGCUGUUCCCGAUCAAGCUCGAGAAGCCCACCAGCGAGGACGCGUCCUUGCUCAGCCCCGACGCUCCGCUGUUCGACUCAGCCAUCGCCUCCCGGCUCGAGAAGCACGGCUUCCUUAAGGGCCGCGUGGCCGAGCAGAAGGACAAAGACGGACAUCCCACCGGCGAAGGCAUCUACGAAGUGACCUACACGGUGCCGUACCGGGGCAUCUACAGUGUCGAGGUGACGCUUCACGGCCAGCACCUCCGCGGCAGCCCCUUCACCGUCCAGACCCAUGCGGAGCUCACCGCCGACAAGCCGGCGACCACCGCAGGCCAGCACAAGGCCGCGGGCAAGAAGCCUGCAGCACGACGAGGCCGCGGUGUCACUGCCGCCGCCGCUGACACUCAGAGCGAGCACGAGGGCUUCGCGCUCCUUCCUCCGCCGUCGGCGUCAUCGGACGCGUCGCCGGCCGCUUCGCUGACAACCGCGUUCGGUGGACUCUCGGUGUCCGCCACGCCCCCGAUGUUCACGGCUUCGACCACCCCGUUCGCGCCCUCCUCGAGCACCACCCUCGAGUCACCGCCGGCCGCGUUCGUCUUUGGGUCGCCCUCCCCGAGCUCCUCCUCAUCAUCUUCGUCGUCGCCUUCUUCCUCCGGCUUUAGCUUUUCCUUUGGCCAGUGA
Messenger RNA from Acanthamoeba castellanii str. Neff, 3024 nucleotides. Its product is annotated as BTB/POZ domain containing protein. Gene Ontology annotation, molecular function: protein binding. The record is from RefSeq and is a predicted model, not a curated record. NCBI's taxonomy places the organism in Eukaryota, Discosea, Longamoebia, Acanthamoebidae. The transcript has 16 exons. Bases 1 to 3024 code for a protein of 1007 amino acids.